Stereum hirsutum FP-91666 SS1 is the source of this 849-nucleotide messenger RNA. Its product is annotated as NAD-P-binding protein. NCBI's taxonomy places the organism in Eukaryota, Fungi, Basidiomycota, Agaricomycetes, Russulales, Stereaceae. The record is from RefSeq and is a predicted model, not a curated record. Bases 1 to 849 code for a protein of 282 amino acids. The transcript has 9 exons.
AUGUCUGCACAUCCAACCGCAUCUGCGCUGGUCUGGUUCAUCACUGGCACAUCCUCUGGCAUUGGAUACGAGCUCGCCCUGGCCGCCCUUCGACGCGGUGACAGAGUUAUCGCCACCGCUCGAGAGCGCUCAUUCCGCCAACUCCAAGCUGAUUCAGAACUGAAGAAGUUCGAUACACAAGUGGCCGUCCUAAAAUUGGAUGUUACUGCUCCGUUAAAUGAGCUGAAGGUAUGUGCGGAAAAGGCGGUGGGUUUGUGGGGCAGGGUGGAUGUGGUCGUGAACAAUGCGGGUGCGCUCAUUGCGGUAGGCGCGUUGGAGGAGGUCACACCGGAGGAGACGUUCUCCCAGUUCAAUGUUUUGCUGUUUGGUGGGCUGAACGUCGCGCGCGCCUUCCUACCCUACAUGCGAAAGCAGCGAUCUGGGGAGGCAACACCCACGGAGUGCAUCUCAGAAUCUAUGGAUGUGGAACUAUCACCGUUUGGUUUGCGCUCUCUCUGUAUCGAACCGGGAUACUUCAGAACGAAAGCCGUCGAUCCUGCCAAUCGGGCUCCAUACGUGAAUCACAUUGAAGACUAUCGAGAGAUGAUCGGAGCGAAAGACGAGAUCUUCAAUAAGCUCGAUGGAAACCAACUCGGCUCCACCCCAAAGCUCUGCUCUCUCAUCGUCGACAUCGUUCGCUCGGAGGGUCUCGCAGCCGGCAAACCCAUACCGCGUUCGGGAUCGCUUCAGAUCGGCAGCGACUGCUAUGAGGUCGUCAAAGAGAAAUGUGAAGAGACUCUAGAAUGCUUGGAGGCCUGGAAGGAAGCCAUUACGGGAACUGAUUUCGCUGAGACGGAAGUAGGAUUGUGA